Molecule: messenger RNA, 1041 nt
Organism: Aegilops tauschii subsp. strangulata
Lineage: Eukaryota; Viridiplantae; Streptophyta; Magnoliopsida; Poales; Poaceae
Source: RefSeq, a predicted model, not a curated record
AUUGCCUGGUUCGUCGCUCUGCCGUCUCCCUCCCUCCCUCCCUUCGCCCCCGCCUGCGUCUCUUCUGCCUCUUCUUUCUCGGCCCCUAUUCUGCCUCUUCUUAAUUUGCGGUAAAACUGCACUCGGUCGCCUGGAUAUACAGUUGGUGAGCUGAAGUGCCAAGAAAGAGAGAGAAAGGAGAUCAGUACUGGCAAAUGGUGUUCUACUUCAAGGCGCGGCCGGACGCCGGCGAUUACACCAUCUACAUGGGCGCCGACAAGAACGAGAACGAGGAGCUCAUCAAGUACGGCCUCCCCGAGGACGUCUGGUUCCAUGUGGACAAGGUGUCGUCGGCGCACGUCUACCUGAGGCUCAAGAAAGGCGACUCCAUAGACACCAUCAGCGAAGGACUCCUGGAGGAUUGCGCGCAGCUCGUAAAAGCGCAUUCCAUUCAAGGAAACAAGAUGAACAAUGUCGAGGUGGUCUACACGCCAUGGUCUAAUCUCAAGAAGGCGACAUCCAUGGAUGUCGGCCAAGUUGGCUUCCACAACCAUCGCCUGGUGCAUGUUUUGACAGUGGAGAAGCGUGUCAAUGAGAUCCUCAACAGGUUGAAUAAGACCAGGGUCGAGCGCCGACCAGAUCUCAAAGCCGAGAAAGAUGCAUCAAAUGCAGCGGAGAAGGCCGAGAGGAAGAUGCAGCUGAAAGACAAGAAGCGCAGGGAGGAGAUGGAGAGGGUGGUGAAGGAGCGGCAGGCCGAGAUACGGAGCUACAAGGGCCUCAUGGUCGCCGAGAAGAUGACCUCCAACCGCCAGAUCGCCUCGGCCGGCAAGUCCAUACAGGAAAUGGAGGACGAGUUCGUCUAGCAGCUAGCAUCAUGCGUGUGUAGUGUAUCAUCCAUGGCCAUGUGUAUAUGUGCCGAUGCGCGCACCUUGCGUGCGUGUGCGAGCGUGGUCUCGACGAGGCAGCCGAUGAUCGAUCGAUCCUCGAUGUUACUGACGGUGCAGGUGUACAUAUAUAAGGUCCUUGGUUUGGACAGAAAUGAGAAAGCAGCUAGCGCAGAAA